UGUGCUCCACCAGCAAAGCUCGGAAUACUGGGUCAAAAAGUGGACAGCACAGGUGUUACAGUUUAGAUACGACCAACGCACGAAUUUCCCGUGAGAUGAUAGCUUAGGAGUGAACCAUUGCCAUCUGCAGCAGCGGUGUGUUAAGAGUGGGCUUGGAUAGGCAGCUUCGGAGGCUCUGAAGAGGAACGAAAAAAACAAAAAUGGCUCCCAACAUUCGCCUGUGGAAGAGGGAAGCCGAGGCGGAUCCGGACGCGGAAAAGCUUGCGGAAGCGGCCACCACGCUAGCUACGAAAAUAUUCGGCCACAAGCAAAAGCACCACACCACCACGACGGAAUCGGAGCUUGAAAUGGAAGAAAAUGACGACUUCAGCACAGCAUCACCCACCAAGGGGGAAGCCGAAAAGCUGGGCGACAAGGCAGCCGAGGUGACGGAGGCGCUGGCGCACGAGAUGGGAAUUCCGACCUGGGGCCUGGUGUCCAUCAUCAUCGCCGUACUGCUGAUCAUCCUGGGCAUCUGCGGUUUCUGCAUCCGGCGCUGCUUCCGCAAACGACGGUCCAAAGACGGCAAGAAGGGGAUGAAAGGAGUUGAUUUGAAAUCGGUACAAUUAUUAGGUUCAGCAUACAAAGAAAAGGUACAACCCGACAUGGAAGAGCUCACCGAGAAUGCGGAGGAAGGUGACGAGGGCGAGAGCAAGCAGAGUGAGCAAAAGUUGGGUAAACUGCAGUACAAGCUGGAAUACGACUUCAACGCCAACGCCCUCACGGUGACCGUCAUCCAGGCGGAGGAACUGCCGGCCUUGGACAUGGGCGGUACGUCCGAUCCGUACGUCAAGGUGUACCUACUGCCGGACAAGAAGAAAAAGUUCGAGACGAAGGUUCACCGGAAAACAUUGAACCCAGUGUUUAACGAGUCGUUCACCUUCAAGAGCCUUCCUUACGCCGAAGCCAUGAACAAAACGUUAGUGUUCGCCAUUUUCGACUUCGAUCGCUUCUCCAAGCAUGACCAAAUCGGCGAGGUAAAAGUGCCGCUCUGCCAGAUCGACUUGGCGCAAACGAUCGAGGAGUGGAGAGAGCUACAGAGCGUUGAGGGUGAAGGUGGGCAGGAUAACAAGUUGGGAGAUAUUUGUUUCUCGUUACGUUACGUACCCACAGCAGGUAAAUUAACUGUCGUUAUCUUGGAAGCGAAAAAUCUCAAAAAGAUGGAUGUUGGAGGCUUAUCAGAUCCGUACGUCAAGAUAGCCCUGAUGCAGAAUGGAAAGCGUUUGAAAAAGAAAAAGACUAGUAUCAAAAAAUGUACACUAAACCCCUACUACAAUGAGUCGUUCUCAUUUGAAGUUCCUUUCGAACAAAUACAAAAAGUCAACCUGGUCGUCACCGUCGUAGAUUACGAUCGUAUCGGAACGUCUGAACCCAUCGGAAAGGUGGUGCUGGGCUACAACGCAAGCGGAACCGAGCUCCGCCACUGGUCGGACAUGCUGGCCUCGCCUAGGCGCCCGAUUGCGCAAUGGCACACGCUGAAGGAUCCGGACGAUGACAAGAAGGAUUAAGCAGCUAACGGGCCCUCAAGUGGACAGCGGCUUUAAAGGGAGGAAGGCGGUGGCGGUGGCGGCGACGGCGGCGGCAGAGACGACGACCGUCCCGGGAUCAAGUCUAACUGCGCAUGCAACCAUGUUACCAGUUUGCACUGUAAAAUAACCUCUUAUCAAUGUUUAUUGUCCGUACACGGCCCUAUUCAGCACAAUCUGUAGCCUUCAUUUGCGUUCCGCCCAAGGAAAAACACAAACACGUUCCUUAGCAUUCAUAGUUUAACCUACCACGUGGCCAGUAAGCGAACUGGCCACGUGUGUUUUGGAACAGCCGCGUGCUCUCGAUCGGUGGAUCAUUUUAAACGUGUGCUUGUGCUGACCCCAUAGUACACACCACCCAUCCAUAUUGCAGUCCUUCUGUUGCCUGCCUGUCCCAGUACGUAGUGCAACCAGAGAGAGAAUCCAGAGAGAUGGCGUGAAAUUCUGUUCAGCAGCCAGGGCAUGGUUCCUGCUUUUAAUUUGUUAGAGUUACGCGGUGCGACGGAAUCGACGAACGAUCCGUCACGGAUCGCACUCUUUUAAAUUAACCAUUGUUCGAUACACGUUCAACUCACACGUUAGAUAGAGGGCAGACUGCAGAAAUGUAAUCGUUGCCAUAUUAUGAAUAUGGAGUCAAAUGGUGUGGCGGCUCGGAGCGUCCCUCGGGAAGUCACAUACUUUUUAAUUACUGUUGAUUCACACACGCUGUGUGUUUUGUCUCGUUAUGUACCACCGGUCCACCGGUCGAAGGACCGUUUAACCGCUGCACGCCAUUAUUCGAUUUAGCCUUUUCCGACCAAACGCCGGUAGAAGCAAAUGCGCGGUGGUAAAUAAGAGAGCAUAUUAAACCAAUCUAAUUGGACCGUUUUUAGCGCGUGCAAAACCCCCGGCACCCGAAGCGGUCCCAGGAGGUGGUACACGGUUUUACGCUGCUUUUACUUUAACCAGUUCCGGUUCUGUUCCACUGCGGGCGGACACAUGCGCGUACACACAAUAUUGCAUUUAUUAAACGAAACUAUCUGUGUGAACUAAUGUUGAAGAUCGUUACGGUCCUGGGGCCAUGGCCGCCAAUCCUUCUCCAGAUUCCCGCAUUCCCUCGCGAAAACGAGAAACGUUUUUUCAUCGCGCUUCGCGCAUGGAGAUGAAGUAAAAAGACGAAAACGAAAUAGAUUAAUGUCAAAGUCAAGUAGAAACAAACGAGAAAGAAAGAAAGCGAGAGCGAGAGCGAGAGAGAGAGAGAGAGAGAGAGAGAGAGAGCGAGAGAUCGAAAACAAAAAAACAAAUACCGUCUGUAUUUCUUGUUGAAUAAUAUGAAAACAAAACCAAACAAAAAAGCUAUUGAACUAUUUAUUGUUAAAUAAAUAUUCUAACUAAAUACAUACCUAGGCAUAUAUAACCAUAAAAACAAGUUUAAAAGUAUCUGGGCCACUCUCUCUCUCUAUAUAUAGAUCUAUAUAUAUAUAAAUAUAUAUUGCUAGCGGGGCAGUAUUUGUAAACGAAUAAUAUCAGUUCGGAAUUCAGAUAUCAUUGUACGCGCAUACAGUAACGCAUAAAUAACUAUAGCUCAUAAAACGUAGCUCGGUACCCGUUACGACGUUUUUGCUUUUCCUUGCCGUACACUAGGUUGUUCUCAACUUCUCGGUUCCGCGGUGCUUCGCGCAUUGUGCAAACAAUCGACAACACCUUUUGUUUCGGACAGACAGCGUCCGAGCUACCGAAGGAACCACCCCCAAGGCAAGUCUAGUAGGCCAAUCAAGGUUUUAACGUCACUUCUUGGUACGUCACUGUAGACUAGAAGACUCGUAAAGCCCCGUCAAGAGAGUUAGAGUACGACAGUUGAAACAUUGCAUUGGGUGUUCAGCGCGCAGUAGGCGCGCGUGUCACAGUCUCGUGUCCGAUGCAGUACACAACGCAGGAAUCGUUACGUUUUGUGUUUUUUGAGUGAGCGAUUCGAUGGCGGCGAAGCGAUUAAGCAGCAUUAACGAAGCAAACAAAAAUAACUAAAUCUUUAAAGUGAUCCAAUUUCCUCCUAUCAGUCUCUAUACCCACUAUACCCCCUCUAGAGCCCAUAUGUGCUACUGACGACGAAACAAACGGAUAGACGGAUGAUACUGUGGAGGAGGGGCACUAGGAAAGCUUUUAUCAACACUACUGAUAAUAACUCUCUCUCUCCAAUGGAUGAUCACCACCCGAUCUACAGCCCUUCCCCCACGGGGUAGGGUUUUGGGAAAGGGUGGCAGCAGUUUGAAGCAAAUCUUUAAAAGUAUAACAAUAAUUAGUAAACCAUAAGACAUAACCUUUAUCUAUCACACAGAACGCAUUGCGCAGAGUGCAUGUAUAUUAAGAUAUUGUACAUCAAACCCGCUAAUAAAGUAUUAAAA
Anopheles cruzii is the source of this 3946-nucleotide messenger RNA. RefSeq names its product synaptotagmin 1. The transcript is spliced from 9 exons. The record is from RefSeq and is a predicted model, not a curated record. Bases 201 to 1547 code for a protein of 448 amino acids. Gene Ontology annotation, biological process: calcium ion-regulated exocytosis of neurotransmitter; cellular response to calcium ion; regulation of calcium ion-dependent exocytosis. Gene Ontology annotation, cellular component: axon; synaptic vesicle membrane; dense core granule. Gene Ontology annotation, molecular function: clathrin binding; syntaxin binding; calcium ion binding. Lineage: Eukaryota; Metazoa; Arthropoda; Insecta; Diptera; Culicidae.